Messenger RNA from Chelmon rostratus (copperband butterflyfish), 1947 nucleotides. RefSeq names its product espin like b (gene espnlb). The transcript has 6 exons. Lineage: Eukaryota; Metazoa; Chordata; Actinopteri; Chaetodontiformes; Chaetodontidae. The coding region runs from base 1 to 1947 and encodes 648 amino acids. Gene Ontology annotation, cellular component: cytoplasm. The record is from RefSeq and is a predicted model, not a curated record. Gene Ontology annotation, molecular function: actin filament binding. Gene Ontology annotation, biological process: actin filament bundle assembly.
AUGGAGAACAGCAAGCAGCCAGUGAAGGAGGUGCUCCCCCUCCCCCGCCACCCUUCUCCACUUCCUGUGACCUCUUACUCUCUGACCCCUGCUGCCACUUCAAAGAAACACACCCCAGGCUCCAUCCAACACGUACAGGUGGCCUCCUCAGUGGUGACAUCGUUCAGCCAUCUGAAGCCUCCAGAAAGGGAUCUCACCCUGAUGUCCCACAUGAAGUCCAUUAAGUCUCUGAGGCAGGCCGGACUCACCGCAGUCUUCACUGGACAAACGAAGCUUGACAGCGAGGAGUUGUUGGAGGAGGUACCAAUCGUCGACGUGAUCCUGGCUGACAUCGACUCCCUGGUGCCCACUCACGAUGAAGCCGGCCGCCCCAUAGCAGAGUGGAAGCGACAGGUGAUGGUGCGGCAGCUGCAGGUCAGGCUGCAGGACGAGGAGGAACAGAGGAGACAGGUCAUGACUAAUGGCUACACUCCAGUGGAUGGCUGGAAGUACUCCCAAACCCACAACGCAGUGUUGGGGCCCUUUGGUGAACUCCUAACAGAGGAGGACCUGGUCUACCUGCAGCAGCAGAUUGAGACCGUUUCACUGCAGAAGCGCUGCCAGGCUUAUGAGCUGGAGCUGACCAGGCUGACCGAGGAGCUGAGGUCAAUUUUACCUGAUCCGAUUGUGAACAUCUCCCUCAACAAAGAGGUGCUACAGCGAAUCGAUGCAGAGGGGAAAAUGCAGCUGACUUUGCCAAUGUGGUGCAGUCGUGUCUCAGAGAUUGUUAAGAGUAUGUCACUGCUGGUGACUAAUCUGACCCAAACCACAGAAGAAGGAAGUGAGAGGGGGAUAGCCUUCAAUGGAUGUAGGAUUCCUCAAAUAGGAAUGGCGUCAGCUUUUAGCCAUCGUCUGGAGACUAACAGCUACAGCAGAGCGCGGCGGGAGAGGGUGGAGAGGGAGAUCCAGCUGUCCGGGGUGUCGGUCAGAAACCUGAGAUCUAACUUUGAAGGUCAGAUUGGUGGGAUUUAUCCCUUCGCUGGGUUUGUGAAUGGAGGCCAGGUAGCGUUUGGAGCUUCGAGAGUGAACAACCAGAACGCCAGCACAGGCCUCAGCUGUGAGGUGAGCCAUGGCGAUCCCCCUAAAAAACUUGCACCUGUGAUAGAGACUACCAGCUUAAGGAAAGAGCGUAUAGUGGUGCUUUUCCUGAGCCACUGGAAGAAAUCAGCAUAUGCUAUUUCAGUUAGAGCAGCGAGGCAGAGACCAGGACAGCAAACACCGUCAAGGAGCGUGACGGGAGCAUCUCCCUCACAGAAAAUCCCCUCCAUGUUUCAAUUCUGCCAACAACGAGGUGCUGUGGACAAGAUGCUUAACUCCUGGAGGAAUAAUAUGGAACUUAAAGAUGUGCAAAAGUCCUGCUUGCCCUCCUCUAACUCCUCACAGCAUCCACCACCUCGAGAAACCUACUCCCCAGAGCAGUUUCUGCCAGACGUGGAUGGUGCUGCAGUGAGCCACGACAGCUUAACCCUCGACCUCUUCAUGCUGGGAUACUUCCACAUCUUGGAGCAGGAGCUGUCGCCUGAGGAGAGGAAGAUGAGGCACCUCCUCUGCUUUGAAGUCUUUGACCACGUCGGCAGUUUCCCCUGGGAGCUGGUGCGGGACUUCCACAAGGCUGUUCUGCAGGAGAUCCAGGCUGGGAGACGACAGUGGAGCGACGGCUUCGAGGACAUCAAAGUUCGCUUCUUUGGGGACUCGAGACCGUGCCGCUGUCCGUCACCAUCGCCGUCAUCGCUGCUGUCAGAUUCCAGACUCAUACCCACAGUUGUAGUUCAAGCUGCUACUCCAGAUGAGUGUGGCAGCGACACAGACGUCUCUUGUUUCAACAACGAAGACAUUUGUAAAUACAUUGACCGCAGCUUUGCUUUCUGGAAGGAGAAGGAGGCGGAGCUGUUUGAUUUUGAACAUUAG